AUGCCUAAGCCAACUCAUUCGUCUGAAAACUAUCCUUAUAACUCACGUUAUGCAGACACGGUCCAGUAUAACUCUGAGACCGAUGAGCCUUUUAUUGCCUUACUCGCACCGUAUUCCAACAUCCGUUUGACUCCACCACGACUGGACGACACGAACGAAAUCUUACCGUUAAUGAAUGUUCCAGAAGUUAUUAUGAACUUUGCAACUCCUCCUUAUCCUUAUCUUCGAGAGCAUUGCGACGGGUGGUUAAAAGACCGAGUCCAAGACUACGAAAAUGCGAUGGUACACAUGUCGAAUAUCGAUGGGGAUGUCGGCUUUCUUGAUCUAGCACCACUGAGGCACAUCAGGGAGGUCGCGCCCGAUGGAACUGAGACAUUUUUGGGGGAUAUUGGUCUUAUCCGAGAAUCUGCAUUCUGCGAAAUAAAGUAUCAGGAAACUAGAGCAGCGAUGGUGAAUGCAAACAUGAUCCUCCCUCCAGGAGAUCCGGAUAUCAUGAGUCAAACAGACUAUCUUCGGCCAACACAUCACGGGCGAGGUAUCAUGACUGCGGCAAUCAAGACGAUGAUCGACCUAUGGGCGACCCCUCAUAUGAAUGCACAUAGGUUUUACGCGGCCACCUUCCCCGAAAACAUCGGUAGCCAAAAGGUGUUUUUAAAAAACGGGUUCGAGAUUGUUGAUCGAGUGAUCGGGGCCGUGCAAUUCCCUGAAAGCAAGGGCGGCCAUAUCAAGGACAGCAUCAUUCUUCGUAGGGACAUACGCGCACCUUUGUAG
Messenger RNA from Rhizoctonia solani, 771 nucleotides. RefSeq names its product GNAT family acetyltransferase. Lineage: Eukaryota; Fungi; Basidiomycota; Agaricomycetes; Cantharellales; Ceratobasidiaceae. Gene Ontology annotation, molecular function: acyltransferase activity, transferring groups other than amino-acyl groups. The record is from RefSeq and is a predicted model, not a curated record. Bases 1 to 771 code for a protein of 256 amino acids. The transcript is spliced from 2 exons.